Molecule: messenger RNA, 2297 nt
Organism: Carassius gibelio (silver crucian carp)
Lineage: Eukaryota; Metazoa; Chordata; Actinopteri; Cypriniformes; Cyprinidae
Exons: 6
Coding region: 92-1990 (632 amino acids)
Source: RefSeq, a predicted model, not a curated record
GGAAGGAAGUACAAUUCUGCAUCUUCUCGCUCAGAACGGAAGAGAAAGACUGUAACAUUAGUCACAGAAUCUGGUCUCACAUUUCAGUAAAAUGUUCAGCAUGUGUGUCGUUCUGCUCGUCUUUUCCAGCAUCUCUACAGCUGUUGUUGGUGCUCCAGAAACAGUCACAGGACACAGAGGAGAGAGAGUAGAUAUCAGAUGCAGAUAUGAAUCUGGAUAUGAAUCAAAUUCAAAGUAUUUUUGUAAAGGAGAGUGUGUCUAUGGAUUUAGAGACAUUGUGGUUAAAUCAGGAUCUCCAGCUGAAGACGAGAGAUUCUCUCUGACCGAUGACACGAGGACCAGAGUUUUCACCGUCAGCAUCACUGACCUGAGAACAGAGGAUGAGGGACGAUACUGGUGUGGAGUGGAGAGGACUAUAGCUGAUGUCUAUUCAGAGAUUAUGUUGCUGGUUAAAGAGGAUCAGAUUCAACAAACCACCAGCAUCACAACCACAGAAAGAAAAACCACUAUCACAGAUCAGGACAGCUCCUCAACGGGUGAUGUCUGGAGCACAGAGUCUGUCAUCUACGUCUCUGUGGGGUUAGUCCUCGUGAUGAUCAUCUUCCUCGCUGCGCUGACGGUGUUGUGUAGGAAGAGAAGCAAGAAACCACCAAGAGUUACGCAAUCUGGGCUUUCACCACAAGUCUCCAUUGUGCUUCUUCCUUUGAAUGAACACACUGCAGAGGAGAUUGACUGUAACAACCCCAAACAUGAGGAUAUCAACAAGAUGAAGGGCAAGAACAAAGACAUCCACACUAUCUGCACUACAAUAGAUAGACCAGAAGAAUCAUCAAUCUACUCAACAGCAGAUAAACCAGACGAUUCAGUGAUCUACUCAACAGCAGAUAAACCAGAAGAUUCAGUGAUCUACUCAACAGCAGAUAAACCAGAAGAUUCAAUGAUCUACUCAACAGCAGAUAAACCAGAAGAUUCAGUGAUCUACUCAACAGCAGAUAAACCAGAAGAUUCAGUGAUCUACUCAACAGCAGAUAAACCAGAAGAUUCAAUGAUCUACUCAACAGCAGAUAAACCAGACGAUUCAGUGAUCUACUCAACAGCAGAUAAACCAGAAGAUUCAAUGAUCUACUCAACAGCAGAUAAACCAGAAGAUUCAAUGAUCUACUCAACAGCAGAAUGUCCCAAAGAUUCAAUGAUCUACUCAACAGCAGAUAAACCAGAAGAUUCAAUGAUCUACUCAACAGCAGAUAAACCAGAAGAUUCAGUGAUCUACUCAACAGCAGAUAAACCAGAAGAUUCAAUGAUCUACUCAACAGCAGAUAAACCAGAAGAUUCAAUGAUCUACUCAACAGCAGAUAAACCAGAAGAUUCAGUGAUCUACUCAACAGCAGAUAAACCAGAAGAUUCAGUGAUCUACUCAACAGCAGAUAAACCAGAAGAUUCAAUGAUCUACUCAACAGCAGAUAAACCAGAAGAUUCAAUGAUCUACUCAACAGCAGAUAAACCAGAAGAUUCAAUGAUCUACUCAACAGCAGAUAAACCAGAAGAUUCAAUGAUCUACUCAACAGCAGAUAAACCAGAAGAUUCAAUGAUCUACUCAACAGCAGAUAAACCAGAAGAUUCAAUGAUCUACUCAACAGCAGAUAAACCAGAAGAUUCAAUGAUCUACUCAACAGCAGAUAAACCAGAAGAUUCAAUGAUCUACUCAACAGCAGAUAAACCAGACGAUUCAAUGAUCUACUCAACAGCAGAUAAACCAGAAGAUUCAGUGAUCUACUCAACAGCAGAUAAACCAGAAGAUUCAGUGAUCUACUCAACAGCAGAUAAACCAGAAGAUUCAGUGAUCUACUCAACAGCAGAUAAACCAGACGAUUCAAUGAUCUACUCAACAGCAGAUAAACCAGACGAUUCAAUGAUCUACUCAACAGCAGAUAAACCAGACGAUUCAGUGAUCUACUCAACAGCUGAAUGUCCAGAUGAUUCAACCUCAUGACAUUUUUACAGACUGUGUCUCAUAGCAGCUUCACGGACUGGAAGCUGAUCCCACAAAGCAUCGGAAUUUAAUCUACUGUAAAAAAAUAAAAAUCCAAGAUUUUAAUAAGACAUUUUGCAUAAAUAAGGGUUUAUAUGACCCUGUAAAAUCCAUAGUUUUUUUCCAGGUUGAAAAAUGUCCAAGAUACUAUUUUAAUGGUUCAGUUUAAUUAAAUAAAUCAAAAGGCAUGCCUAAUUAUUUGAAAUCAUGAAACUUACAAUUUGCAUCAAUUUAUUAAAGCUUUAAUAAAAAUAAAAUCGUUAAAGAC